Molecule: messenger RNA, 2326 nt
Organism: Seriola dumerili (greater amberjack)
Lineage: Eukaryota; Metazoa; Chordata; Actinopteri; Carangiformes; Carangidae
Gene: slitrk1
Product: SLIT and NTRK like family member 1
Exons: 1
Coding region: 40-2154 (704 amino acids)
Biological process (GO): axonogenesis; positive regulation of synapse assembly; regulation of presynapse assembly
Cellular component (GO): GABA-ergic synapse; postsynaptic density membrane; glutamatergic synapse
Molecular function (GO): protein binding
Source: RefSeq, a predicted model, not a curated record
UAUGUCUUGAAACCGGGAAUGAAUUGUUCACGUUGAAAAAUGCUGCUUUGGAUUGUUCUGCUGAAUGCGGCUCUUUGUGUUGCUAGUGGAAAUGUUACAAGGGACGUUUGUAAGGAGCAGAUAUGCUCUUGCAACGAGAUAGAGGGAGAUCUGCACAUAGACUGCGAAAAAAGGAGCUUCACCACUCUGCAGCAUUUGACUGGCCCGAGCUCGCAGUUUUACCACUUGCUGUUGCACGGGAAUUCUCUAUCCAGGCUAUUUCCCAACGAGUUCGCCAACUUUUACAAUGCUGUGAGCUUGCAUUUGGAGAACAAUGGUCUGCACGACAUUGUCCCCGGCGCCUUUCUGGGGCUGCAGCUGGUGAAAAGGCUGCACAUCAAUAACAAUAAGAUAAGAUCAUUCAGGAAGAGUACAUUUCUGGGGUUAGACGACUUGGAAUAUCUCCAAGCUGAUUUCAAUCUACUGAGGGAUAUUGACCCCGCCGUUUUCAGGGACCUAAAUAAACUUGAAGUGUUAAUACUUAACGACAACCUCAUCAGUGCGCUACCUAUAAACGUGUUUCAACAUGUGCCCAUUACGCAUCUCGACCUGCGGGGAAACCGAAUCAAAACGUUGCCUUAUGAGGGGAUCCUUGAGCAAAUACCGGGCAUUGCAGAGGUUUUGUUGGAGGACAACCCAUGGGACUGUAACUGCGACCUGGUUUCUCUGAAGGAAUGGCUGGAGAACAUACCGCAUAACGCGCUCAUUGGGAGGGUGAUAUGCGAGGCUCCCACCAGGCUGCAAGGGAGCGACUUAAACGAGACGUCAGAAGAGGAUCUGUGCCCUUCACAGAGCGGCGGCGUGGACGCCAGCCUGGUCGCCCCUCCCACCCAGGAGGAGACCUCGCAGCCUGUGGCCCACGGCCCGCGUCCUACGCCUUGCAAGCCCAGCGGAGACGCAAGCGGGCCCCCGACGCCUGGCGGCCACGGACCCAAGAGCCGCUCCAAAUCUCGUGAGAACUGGCAGCUGAAAACUAAGCCCACUCCAGUGGUGACAGGUGUGAACGGGGAAAGAGAGCAGCUGCACAACAUGACGUGCCCCCAGCCGUGCAACUGCAAGCUGGUCGGUUCCAGACAAGGGCUGGGGGUCAACUGUGAGGGCAAAAAGAUCGAGAGCUUAUCCAACCUCAAGCCUAAGCCCCUGGCCGCUCACGAGUUGAACAUGAGAGAUAACAACAUCCACGCAGUGAAAAAGAAUCAGCUGCUCGGCUACUCCAGCCUCAACCUGCUUGAUCUGGGUGGGAACAACAUUAAGGCGAUUGACAACAGCACUUUCCUGAACCAGAGCGAGCUGAGGUGGCUCUACAUGGAUAAGAACUAUCUGGAUACGCUGAUAGCAGAGAUGUUCGUGGGCCUUGUGAAUCUGGAAUAUCUCAGUUUGGAAUACAACGACAUCCAGAUGAUAGUGGCAGGUGCGUUCGGCCCCAUGCCAAAUCUGAGGGUUCUGUUCCUCAACAACAACUUGCUGAAAUCGUUACCCGUGGAUGCUUUCCUUGGGAUUUCUUUAUCCAAAAUUAGCCUGCAUAAUAAUUAUUUCCCCUAUCUCCCGGUGGCUGGCGUGUUAGACCAGCUCAACUCAAUCAUACAGAUCGAUUUGCACGGGAAUCCGUGGGAUUGCUCGUGCAACAUCGUGCCCUUCAAGCAGUGGACGGAGAAACUCGGGGCCGAUGUGAUAGUGAGCGAUCUCAAGUGCGAGUCCCCUGAAGAAUUUUGGAAACGAGAUUUCCGCUACGUCCGGAACGACCUCAUGUGUCCCAAACUCUAUGACAGAAUCUCCCCCACCUCCCUGUCCAAAAACAGCACUUUCACCCUGGACUCGGGGACGCGCUCGAACUCUUAUUUGGAGCCGAACAGGGUCUCCAUCUCAGUGCUCGUCCCCGGGUUGCUGUUGGUGUUUGUCACGUCCGCUUUCACUGUUGUAGGAAUGCUUGUGUUUAUUUUGCGGAAUCGAAAGAGGUCAAAGCGGAGGGACGGGAACUCUUCCGCCUCGGAGAUCAAUUCCUUACAGACAGUGUGUGACUCGUCUUAUUGGCACAGCGGGCCUUAUCACGCAGACGGGGGCGCGCACCGGGGCUUCGACUGCAGCACGCACCUCUCCACGACAAACGAUGCGUAAAGGGACUGUAUAGAAUAAGCCCACACCAGACUGGAUUACAAACAGUCACGCAGACAGACUGACACAUGACUAAAACAGCAAGAAUCAGCCGCUUUUGUUCAUCACAGGGGGACACAGACUUGUUUAUGUCUUGUUUCCUCCAGUUGAACCAAGUAAGUCAGUCUGCUGCUGC